AUGGAGCUGGACGGCCCCGACCCCGGGCGGCCGCAGCAGCAGCGGGACCAGGACUCGGUCGAAGCGUGGCUGGACGAUCACUGGGACUUCACAUUCUCCUACUUCGUUAGGAAAGCAACUAGAGAAAUGGUCAACGCAUGGUUUGCUGAGAGAGUUCACACCAUCCCUGUCUGCAAAGAAGGCCUCAGAGGCCACACCGAAUCUUGCUCUUGUCCCUCGCAACAGACUUCUCGCACAGAUAGCAGUGCCCCUGGGACGCCAACCAGGAAAAUCUCUGCAUCUGAAUUUGACCGGCCUCUUAGACCUAUUGUCGUUAAGGAUUCUGAGGGAACUGUGAGCUUCCUCUCUGAUUCAGAAAAGAAGGAACAGAUGCCUCUAACCCCUCCAAGAUUUGAUAAGGAAGAAGGGGACCAGUGCUCACAGCUCUUGGAACUAGUAAAAGAUAUUUCUAGUCAUUUGGAUGUCACAGCCUUAUGUCACAAAAUUUUCUUACAUAUCCAUGGACUCAUCUCUGCUGACCGCUAUUCCCUGUUCCUUGUCUGUGAGGACAGUUCCAAUGACAAGUUUCUUAUCAGCCGCCUCUUUGAUGUUGCUGAAGGUUCAACACUGGAAGAAGCUUCAAAUAACUGUAUCCGCUUGGAAUGGAACAAAGGCAUUGUGGGACAUGUGGCAGCACUUGGUGAGCCCCUGAACAUCAAAGAUGCAUACGAGGAUCCUCGGUUCAAUGCUGAAGUUGACCAAAUUACAGGCUACCGGACACAAAGUAUUCUUUGCAUGCCAAUUAAGAAUCACAGGGAAGAGGUUGUUGGUGUAGCUCAAGCCAUCAACAAGAAAUCUGGAAAUGGUGGAACAUUCACUGAAAAAGAUGAAAAGGACUUUGCUGCCUAUUUGGCAUUUUGUGGUAUUGUUCUUCAUAAUGCUCAGCUCUAUGAGACUUCACUCUUGGAGAAUAAGAGAAAUCAGGUGCUGCUUGAUCUUGCUAGCUUAAUUUUUGAAGAACAACAAUCAUUAGAAGUAAUUCUGAAGAAAAUAGCUGCCACCAUUAUCUCUUUCAUGCAGGUGCAGAAAUGCACCAUUUUCAUAGUGGAUGAAGAUUGCUCUGAUUCUUUUUCUAGCGUGUUUCACAUGGAGUGUGAGGAAUUAGAAAAAUCACCAGACACUUUAACAAGGGAACGUGAUGCAAAUAAAAUCAAUUACAUGUAUGCUCAGUAUGUCAAGAAUACUAUGGAACCACUCAAUAUCCCAGAUGUCAGUAAGGACAGAAGAUUUCCCUGGACAAAUGAAAACAUGGAAAAUGUAAAACAGCAACACAUUCGAAGUUUGCUUUGUACACCUAUAAAAAAUGGAAAGAAGAAUAAAGUGAUAGGAGUUUGCCAACUUGUCAAUAAGAUGGAGGAGAAUACUGGCAAGGUUAAGCCUUUCAACCGAAAUGAUGAACAGUUUCUGGAAGCUUUUGUCAUCUUUUGUGGCCUGGGAAUCCAAAACACACAGAUGUACGAAGCAGUGGAAAGAGCCAUGGCCAAACAGAUGGUCACAUUGGAGGUCCUGUCAUAUCACGCUUCUGCAGCAGAAGAAGAAACAAGAGAGCUCCAGUCUUUAGCGGCUGCUGUGGUACCAUCUGCUCAGACCCUUAGAAUUACUGACUUCAGCUUCAGUGACUUUGAGCUGUCCGAUCUGGAAACAGCACUAUGUACAAUUCGGAUGUUCACUGACCUCAACCUUGUGCAGAACUUCCAGAUGAAACAUGAGGUUCUUUGCAGUUGGAUUUUAAGUGUUAAGAAGAAUUAUCGGAAGAAUGUUGCCUAUCACAAUUGGAGACAUGCCUUCAAUACAGCUCAGUGUAUGUUUGCUGCUUUAAAAUCAGGCAAAAUCCAGAACAAGCUGACUGACCUGGAGAUACUUGCUUUGCUGAUCGCUGCACUGAGCCAUGAUUUGGAUCACCGCGGUGUGAAUAACUCUUACAUACAACGAAGCGAACAUCCCCUGGCUCAACUCUACUGUCAUUCCAUCAUGGAACACCAUCAUUUUGACCAGUGUCUGAUGAUUCUUAAUAGUCCAGGGAAUCAGAUCCUCAGUGGCCUCUCCAUUGAAGAAUAUAAGACCACGUUGAAAAUCAUCAAGCAAGCUAUUUUAGCUACAGACUUAGCACUGUACAUUAAGAGGCGAGGAGAAUUUUUUGAACUCAUAAAAAAGAAGCAGUUCAGUCUGGAAGAUCCUCAUCAAAAGGAGUUAUUUUUAGCGAUGCUGAUGACAGCUUGUGAUCUUUCUGCAAUAACUAAGCCCUGGCCUAUUCAACAACGGGCCCUGACCCAUGUAUCAACAGACUGUUUCCCUUUGCUGGAUGGCUGCAGAAAGAACAGACAGAAAUGGCAGGCCCUUGCAGAACAGCAGGAGAAGACACUGAUUAAUGGAGAAAGCAGCCAGGCUAAGCGUAACUGA
This is a messenger RNA of Chrysochloris asiatica (Cape golden mole), 2439 nucleotides long. RefSeq names its product phosphodiesterase 5A, cGMP-specific (gene PDE5A). The transcript is spliced from 19 exons. The record is from RefSeq and is a predicted model, not a curated record. Gene Ontology annotation, biological process: signal transduction. NCBI's taxonomy places the organism in Eukaryota, Metazoa, Chordata, Mammalia, Afrosoricida, Chrysochloridae. Gene Ontology annotation, molecular function: 3',5'-cyclic-GMP phosphodiesterase activity; protein binding. The coding region runs from base 1 to 2439 and encodes 812 amino acids.